Cotesia congregata is the source of this 2213-nucleotide messenger RNA. Lineage: Eukaryota; Metazoa; Arthropoda; Insecta; Hymenoptera; Braconidae. The record is from the annotation of a GenBank genome assembly.
AAAUGAAUAAAAGAAAAUCCGAAGAAAUGGAAGAAAGUGACGGAACAAUCCACACAGUGUUGGCAAGGUUUAAGUCUGAAAAAGGUGAAAUCCUCCCAGAGACUUUUAAUUUACCAGGAGGAACAACCGCCAAGCAGUUGGAGGGAAUCUGCAAUAGUUUGCUCCAACAAGAAGAGCCGGUUCCAAUUUCAUUUUUUAUAAAUGACGUUGAAGUCGUCGGAAGUCUUCAGGAUAAUUUAAAGGGCAAUGAUUGCGAGCAAGUUAUUGAUAUUGUUUAUCAACCACAAGCUGUUUUUAAAGUGCGCGCUGUUACCCGAUGCACUGGAUCAAUUGAAGGACAUAGAGAAGCAGUAAUAUCCGUGGCAUUUUCUCCAAACGGAGAGAGUUUAGCCAGCGGGUCUGGUGACACCACUGUCAGAUUCUGGGACAUUCACACCCAGACUCCUUUAUACACUUGCGAAGGUCACAAGCACUGGGUGCUAUGCAUAUCAUGGUCCCCUUGCGGCAGCAAGCUUGCCUCAGCUUGUAAAAACGGAGUAAUAAUGCUGUGGGACCCAGAAACUGGAAAACAAAUUGGUAAAACGAUGAAGGGACACAAACAGUGGGUCACAGCCCUGUCUUGGGAACCUUACCACCGUAAUCCGGAUUGCAGGUACCUGGUGAGCUCGUCUAAGGACAGCGAUCUCAGAAUUUGGGACACUAAGCUCGGACAGACGACUCGAGUGUUAGCCGGACACACCAAGAGUGUCACCUGCGUCCGCUGGGGCGGUCGCGGAUUGAUUUACUCCGGGUCGCAGGAUAGGUCUAUUAGAGUCUGGAGAGCUGAAGAUGGAGUUCUUUGCAGAGUUUUGGAUGGGCAUGCUCACUGGGUCAAUACCUUGGCACUAAAUGUCGACUAUGCUCUGAGGACUGGACAUUUUGAGAUAGUUAAAAAUCCUAAUGCCCCUGAGGACCUUCAAGAGCGAGCUCUGAAACGCUAUCAAGCUCUGGCGAGAAUGACAGGCCACCGUCAGUUAGUAAACGACGUUAAAUUUUCCCCGGAUGGCCGGCUAAUUGCAUCAGCCUCGUUUGAUAAAUCGAUAAAAUUGUGGGAAGCAGUAACAGGAAAGUUUAUUAAAAAUUUGCACGGUCACAUUCAGGCUGUUUUUUCAAUCGCUUGGAGUGCUGACUCUCGGCUACUGGUAAGUGGUAGUUCUGAUUCCACGCUCAAGGUCUGGGACGUCAAGGCUCAAUCUUUGGCUCAGGACUUGCCUGGACACGCGGACCAAGUUUAUGCGGUAGAUUGGUCUCCUGACGCUAUGAGAGUUGCCUCUGGAGGCAAAGACAAAGUCCCGCGUGAUUGGUGGUGGGUGCAGAAGAUAUCACGCUGCAACAGCAGCUAUUUCUGCAUCUUCUUUGCAAUCUUCGGUACCAUUAUUGAAGACGCAUUGAGCAGUUCUCGAAGAACCGGAAAUAAUUCGAUGGUAUCACCGAAUCGAUUGCAUGGUAAUUGGACAAACACCAGGAGCUGUGAAGGGCCAUUGAAUCGCAGUGCUGUUGGUAUUCUUUACCAACCGAGAGACCGUGAAAACAGCAACAGUGUCCACGAGUCAACGCGUCACCAUGGACACCAGGCUCACGGGAUCGCCAACAAUGUAACGAAUAACACACAUGUCCGACGAGUCCUACCGAAUGACCCAGCAAUAAAUCGAGGAAUAAUCGAGAUAUCCGAGAUAAGCAGCGCUGAACUGGCUGGGUACCGACUGCGUUGUGGAGUUUGGAUAACAUUUAUCUUAGCGACUGGAUUUGUUUCCAUCGCUAAAUUUUAUUUCAACCACCGGCCGGACAAGGGUUUAGAUGUCCUGAUAUUCUGCGGGCUGUUGGUGGCUCUGAUGAUCUCCGGUUGCUUUUACACGACUCUGUUCCGCCGCAACCGGAACGACCACCACUACCACGUGCCUGAAAUAUCCAUUGCAACAGUGGCUACGGAGGCUGCUAAUGAAGCUAAUCAUCAGCAGCCAGGCGGUGAUAAUAACUCUUUGCCGAUGAACUCGCUGGCGACUCAGCAUCCGGUCGAUCAACACCAGCAACAAUUAAUUUCUUCCUCAAUGCUGUUCCCCUCGACUCCAUCGUUAUCUUCACCUUCGCCUCCACCUUAUCACAUUGCUAUUUUGAUACCUCCGAAUUCGCAAUACGACGAAGCGCCUCCGCCGUCUUAUGAAAAGGCUACAAGA